Oryza sativa Japonica Group (Japanese rice) is the source of this 2308-nucleotide messenger RNA. The record is from RefSeq and is a predicted model, not a curated record. NCBI's taxonomy places the organism in Eukaryota, Viridiplantae, Streptophyta, Magnoliopsida, Poales, Poaceae.
GUCGUGCACACGCGCUCGAUUUCCUCGUGUCCCUUCUCUCUCUCGAUCUCCCCCUCGCUUUGCUUUCCCCAAAUCGCGCAGCCGCCAUGGAGGAGAAGAAGCUGUCCUUCUCCAUCCCCUCCAAGGCCCGGCCGCCCAGGCCGGCCUCCCGCCCCGCCGCCACCGCCGCCGCCGCCGCCGCAUCCGACGACGGCGAGUACUCCGCGCGCGCCCCGGCCCCGCAGUUCGUCACCGAGUUCGACCCCACCCAAACCCUAGCCACCGGGGCCGCGCCGUCCGUCAUCGCGCCGCUCCAGAACUCCGGCCACUUCCUCAACCACCGCUCCCGCAAGCCCUCCUCGCUCCCCACCCCGGAGGAGGAGGCCGCCCUCGCCGCGUCCGCCGCCGGCGGCCCCUCCUUCGUGCUCGACACGUCCACCGCCCCCGACAACCCCUCCUCCCACAUCGCCUAUGGCCUCACCGUUCGCAACGCCGCGGCGGAGUUGGAGAAGGCGGCGGAGCCGGAGAAGACGCCCCCGCCUCCUCCUGCAGCUGGUGCCCCCAGCGGCGACCUUAUGCUGCGGAGGUACAAGGAGGACAUGGCCAGUCUCCCCGAUCACCGCGGCCUAGAUGAGUUCCGCGAUGUGCCCGUCGAGGGAUUUGGUGCUGCGCUGCUUGCUGGAUACGGCUGGUCGGAAGGUAAAGGUAUUGGCAGGAACAAUAAGGGGGAUACCAAGGUUGUUGAAUAUGACCGCCGUGCCGGUACACAAGGGUUAGGCUACAAUCCCUCUGAGGCCGACCCUAAGAAGACUCGCGCUGGCGAAUGGGUUGUUGGUGGGAACAAGGAGACCCAGAAUGGAAAUGCGAAGAAGAGAGACCGUGACAGUAGAGGUAGAACAGAGGAUAGAGACUCAAGCUCCCGCCAGAAGAGAUCCGGUGAGCGGAGGGCAGAGAGAGAGGUCCAAGAAAAGGAUAGAAAUUCUCGACAUACUAAACAAGUUAAGAUUGGUGGUGGUGGAGGUGACAAGAUGCGGUGGUUACACAGCGAUAUCAAGGUUAGGGUGGUUAGUGAGAGGUUGAGCAAGAAGCUGUACUUGAAGAAGGGGAGAGUUCUCGAUGUUGUGGGACCUACAACAUGUGACAUAAUUAUGGAUGAUCAGUCUGAGCUGGUGCAAGGGGUAGAGCAGGAUAUGCUCGAAACAGUCCUGCCACGGAUGAAUGGGCUGGUGCUUUUGCUUGCUGGGGAGCACAAAGGAUUAUGUGGGCACCUUGUUGAGAAGAAUUCAGAGGAGGAGACCGGAGUGGUGGAGCUGUCCAAUACAAAGGACAUGAUACGAGUGAAAUACGACCAGAUCGCAGAAUAUAUUGGAGACCCAGAGUCUCUUGAGUACUAGUUCUUCUUAUUCUUGAGGAGCCAGCAUUGUCUACCAAGAGUUCUUCUACGUGCUAGGAAUGCACAUUUCCCCGAAGAUGUCCUUGAUGGAUUGUAACUUUAAGGUGUUAAUGAGGGUUACAUAAACCUGAAAACAGAGAAGCCAAUUGCUUAUGGAUGUUGCAAAAAAGGUGAAGCUGAAAGUAGAAGUGAACUUAACAUCAUAGCCUACGCAAAGCGGUGAAAACUGACAUGCUUUCAGAUGACACAUGUACCAUUCUGUCCCAUGGGUUUAUUGACAAUCAACUGGAUUUUAUGUAUUUGAAGUAUGAUGCCCUUUCUCUGAUUCGCAUAUCAAUGGAAAAACUCAAAACCGUCUCUAGAUUUUGCAGAUGACAGUGGCAGUUGUGCGGUUGUGGUUCCGCAAUUCUCUUGUUGGCAUUGGGCUUGAUCGGUUGUGCUGGCUGCUGCAGCAAAUACUCUUUGGUUUGGAUUGGGGCUGACUGACUACAGCUGCGCUGCUGCAGCCAGCACUUCCGAUCAGGCUGAUUACUUUCUGCUAAUAUACUGUGAGAUAAUUUCCUGUGCAGAAAUAUUACUAUUUUCUACAUUGUACUAAACAACACACGGAGACAUACAAAUCGUGCUAUUUUCCAGUUUCGUAAUUCCGUAUGACAAUGGAACGAUACAGUUAAUGCACAUGCCCCCUUGACGAGAUAAAAUUCCACGGAGGUCGCGCAAGGAGAGGUGCGUGUUUGAUCUGCUAAUACGUUGGAGGUCGAGCAAGGAGAGGUUGGAGGUCUAAUGUGUUGGAGGUCGAGCAAGGAGAGGUACGUGUUUGAUCUGCUAAUGCCUUACCGUAAAACUGUCGUAGCACUUCUAUUUUGAUCUAACGUGCGCCAUCUUUAUUUUAACAUGUAGAACGUUAUCUAAUUGAAUGAAUAUUCUAUUUUAUUC